Pterocles gutturalis (yellow-throated sandgrouse) is the source of this 443-nucleotide messenger RNA. RefSeq names its product MAP/microtubule affinity-regulating kinase 4-like. Lineage: Eukaryota; Metazoa; Chordata; Aves; Pterocliformes; Pteroclidae. The transcript is spliced from 3 exons. Gene Ontology annotation, cellular component: cytoplasm. Gene Ontology annotation, molecular function: protein serine/threonine kinase activity; ATP binding; tau-protein kinase activity. Gene Ontology annotation, biological process: intracellular signal transduction; microtubule cytoskeleton organization; protein phosphorylation. The record is from RefSeq and is a predicted model, not a curated record. The annotation marks the transcript as partial.
CCCCAGAUCGUCUCGGCCGUGCACUACUGUCACCAGAAAAACAUCGUCCACCGCGACCUCAAGGCUGAGAACCUGCUCCUGGACGCGGAGGCCAACAUCAAGCUGGCAGAUUUUGGGUUCAGCAACGAGUUCCGCGCGGGCUGGAAGCUGGACACGUUCUGCGGGUCGCCCCCGUACGCCGCCCCGGAGCUGUUCCAGGGGAAGCGCUACGACGGCCCCGAGGUCGACGUCUGGAGCCUGGGCGUCAUCCUCUACACCCUGGUCAGCGGCUCCCUGCCCUUCGACGGACACAACCUCAAGGUGGGGACAUCACUGAACCUGCGGGACCGGGUGCUGCGGGGGAAGUACCGUGUCCCCUUCUACAUGUCAACCGACUGCGAGAACAUCCUGCGGCGGUUCCUGGUGCUGAACCCGGCCAAGCGCUGCACCCUCAUGGGGACACU